This is a messenger RNA of Lecanosticta acicola, 891 nucleotides long. NCBI's taxonomy places the organism in Eukaryota, Fungi, Ascomycota, Dothideomycetes, Mycosphaerellales, Mycosphaerellaceae. The record is from the annotation of a GenBank genome assembly.
AUGAAAUGGCCAGCCUUCUGGUCUUCACAAGAAGCACAACAACAUGUCAAUAACCUCUCCAGCCAAGCAAAGGACUCCGCUACCAAAGUCGCCAACGCGUCUCACGAUGCUGUCGAAGAGCUGAAAGAAACAGCCUCGCAACACCAACAUGGCCACUCGCGCUUCACGACCACGCAAACGGUAGGGGCUUGUAUACUCACAACAGCCGCGACCUUGGGCCUCCUACGUCUCUACAAAACCCACCUCCGCCGCAUCCCCUCAAUCGACUACCUCAAACCCGAAGCCCUGCGAAAGAGAAGUCUAUACGGCUAUGUCACAAGCGUAGGAGAUGGGGACAACUUCCACCUCUUCCACACUCCCGGAGGGCGACUAGCAGGCUGGCGUCUCUUCAGAACCGUUUCCAGCGAUCGGAAAGCUCUACAGAAAAAGACCCUACACGUGCGAAUCGCAGGCGUAGACGCGCCUGAACUCGCGCAUUUCGGUCGUCCUGCACAGCCCUACGGACAAGAAGCACUAGAUUGGCUGAGAGGGCAAGUCUUACACAAAUACGUCAGAGUCUUUCCGUGGAGGAAAGAUCAGUAUGAUCGUGUCGUGUGUAGUGUCUACCGGCGCAGAUUUGGGAUCUUCAAAGCGGAUGUAGGAAUGGAUAUGCUCAAGGCGGGAAUGGCAACGGUAUACGAGGCGAAAUUCGGGAGUGAAUUUGGAAACAAGGAGCAAGAAUAUAGGGAUGCGGAGGAACAGGCUAAGAAGAGGAAAGUGGGGAUGUGGAAAGAACCGGGCUUGGUGGACAAGAUGUUUGGGAGUGGGAAUGCGAGGCAGAAGAAGACUACGGAGAGCCCGAGGGAGUUUAAGAAUAGGAUGAAGAAGAUGGAAGAGGAAACGGGAAAGUGA